This is a messenger RNA of Camellia sinensis, 921 nucleotides long. The record is from RefSeq and is a predicted model, not a curated record. NCBI's taxonomy places the organism in Eukaryota, Viridiplantae, Streptophyta, Magnoliopsida, Ericales, Theaceae.
CAGCUAGGAAUGUUUUGUGCACAAGAGGUUGGAAAUGUGACAAGCUUUGCAACUUCAAGGGCACCCUCAGACCAUACUAGUUCCUCUUUGUUUGUUAAGAGAGUGGCUCGAAAUGGUUCUCCCCCAUGGCGAGAAGAUGAUAAAGAUGGACAUUACAUAUUUGCGCUUGGCGAAAAUUUAACUUCUCGCUAUAAGAUUCACAGCAAGAUGGGCGAAGGCACCUUUGGCCAGGUCUUGGAAUGUUGGGACAGAGAAAGGAAGGAAAUGGUUGCCAUUAAAAUUGUUCGUGGUAUUAAGAAAUAUCGUGAAGCAGCUAUGAUAGAAGUUGAAGUAUUGCAACAGCUUGGGAAACAUGAUAAGGAUGGCAACCGUUGUGUGCAAAUAAGGAACUGGUUUGACUAUCGUAACCAUAUCUGUAUUGUGUUUGAGAAGCUUGGACCAAGCUUAUACAAAUUUCUACGGAAAAACAAUUAUCGCUCAUUUCCAAUUGAUCUUGUCCGUGAGAUUGGCAGACAACUGUUGGAAUGUGUAGCAUUUAUGCAUGAUUUGCAUCUGAUUCAUACGGAUUUGAAGCCUGAGAAUAUUCUUCUAGUGUCUUCAGAGCAUGUUAAAGUUCCAGAUUACAAGGGUUCCUCACGAUCGCCAAAGGAUGGUUCUUACUUCAAAAAAGUUCCAAAAUCAAGUGCCAUCAAGGUAAUUGAUUUUGGCAGCACAACUUAUGAUCGUCAAGAUCAGAGCUACAUUGUAUCAAUUCGACAUUAUCAGGCACCAGAAGUAAUUCUGGGGCUUGGGUGGAGUUAUCCUUGCGAUGUUUGGAGUGUUGGUUGCGUCUUAGUGGAGUUGUGCUCAGUUAUGUCAUUCCCAAAGGAUGUUUUGUGGUUCCAUUUCUUUCAGCAGUCCAUUUAGAUGAAAAUUUGUAUG